Abrus precatorius (Indian licorice) is the source of this 1935-nucleotide messenger RNA. RefSeq names its product protein CbxX, chromosomal. Bases 218 to 1657 code for a protein of 479 amino acids. The record is from RefSeq and is a predicted model, not a curated record. Gene Ontology annotation, molecular function: protein binding; ATP hydrolysis activity; ATP binding. Lineage: Eukaryota; Viridiplantae; Streptophyta; Magnoliopsida; Fabales; Fabaceae. The transcript is spliced from 7 exons.
AAAGGAGAAAUGUGAGAAGGAAGGUUGGUAAGGUAUACAGGGGGCGCAAGAGUAGGAAGCGGGUAAUGCUGAACGCCGUAGACUCAAAAGGCGAAUAUUUAGGUGAAAAAAUAUAGCUAUACACAACAAAACAACACACUCUCUUUCUCUCUCUCUAUUUUUUCUCUUAAUCUUGAAACCAUUCAUAUUCUUCUCUUCCUUGGAAUUCACAUUCAGCAUGAACAAGUCUCAGGAUCAACGGUCAAGGCCUGCAAAACCAGCCACCAUCCAUGCAUAUGCCCUCUCCGGUGACCUUGUUGGACUUCAGAGGCUACUUAGAGAUAACCCUUCUCUUCUCAAUGAGAGAAACCCUGUUAUGGCACAGACACCACUUCAUGUUUCUGCUGGUCACAAUAGGACUGAGAUAGUUAAAUUUCUUCUUGAUUGGCAAGGUCCAGAUAAGGUUGAGAUGGAGGCCAAGAAUAUGUAUGGAGAAACACCAUUACACAUGGCAGCAAAGAAUGGGUGCAGUGAAGCUGCUCGGUUACUUCUUGCUCGUGGUGCUUCCGUUGAAGCUAGAGCAAAUAAUGGUAUGACACCCUUACAUCUUGCUGUUUGGUACUCACUACGAGCUGAAGAAUUCUUAACUGUGAAAACGUUGCUUGAGUACGAUGCUGAUUGCAGUGCCAAGGACAAUGAGGGAAUGACUCCCUUAAAUCAUCUAACCCACGGCCCCGGCACUGAGAAACUUAGGCAACUGUUACACUGGCAUCUUGAAGAGCAGAGGAAGAGACGAGCCAUUGAAGCAUGCAGUGAAACCAAAGCUAAAAUGAAUGAGCUCGAGAAGGAACUGUCAAAUAUUGUGGGUCUUAAUGAUCUAAAAGUACAACUACGCAAGUGGGCAAAGGGCAUGCUUUUGGAUGAGAGACGUAGAGCUCUUGGUCUGCAUGUUGGCACAAGAAGACCACCUCAUAUGGCCUUUCUUGGCAAUCCUGGAACAGGUAAAACUAUGGUAGCACGGAUUCUUGGAAAAUUACUCCAUAUGGUGGGAAUUCUGCCAACUGAUAAAGUGACAGAAGUACAACGGACCGAUUUAGUUGGUGAAUUUGUUGGUCAUACUGGUCCAAAAACCAGGAGGAAGAUCAAGGACGCAGAGGGGGGGAUUCUUUUUGUUGAUGAAGCUUAUAGAUUGAUACCAAUGCAAAAGUCUGAUGAUAAAGAUUAUGGGUUGGAAGCCUUAGAGGAGAUUAUGUCUGUCAUGGACAGUGGAAAAAUUGUAGUAAUAUUUGCUGGUUACAGUGAGCCGAUGAAACGAGUAAUUGGUUCCAAUGAAGGUUUCUGUAGACGAGUGACCAAGUUCUUUCAUUUUAAUGACUUCAAUUCAAAAGAACUAGCACAAAUCCUUCACAUCAAGAUGAAUAACUUAUCAGAAGAUAGCUUGCUAUAUGGAUUUAAGUUGCAUUCCCAUUGCACUACAGAAGCUUUAGGGGCAUUGAUAGAGAGGGAAACAACCGAAAAGCAGCGUAAGGAGAUGAAUGGCGGUUUGGUAGAUACCAUGUUAGUUAGUGCUAGAGAAAAUUUGGACCUAAGGCUUAGUUUUGACUGUAUAGAUACUGAAGAACUUCUUACAAUCACAAUGGUAGAUUUAGAAGCAGGACUUCAGCUAUUAACACAGUAAUCAUUCUUGGCAACGUGAUAGAUAUUUUGAAGAGGUUCAUUCAGCUUACCUCAAAUUUCACCAUUGGAUACACAAGUUUACAACUGCACAAUGAGGAGCCUCUCAUGAAUAAGUUUGAUACAACAGGUGGAUCCUAUUUUGAGAAAAAAAUUUCCCUGUAUUUUUGUAAUUGAUAAUGUUAUGAAGGUUCCAUUGAUGAUGAUGCACUUUGCUCUAUUUUUUAUGUGCCUUUAAUUGUAUUCUUUGUAUGCUAUUAUUAUUCAUUAUUGUAGAGCAUU